UUCGAUCGAUAAUGGCGGAGGAGAGUCGCUGCGGCGGAAACACUGUUGCGAUCCGCGUCCGCACACUCUCCGGAGAAUCGACGAUUGUUCAGGUUCCCUCGAACGGGACGAUUCACGACCUCAAGGUCGCCCUAAAAUCCUCAUUCGCUCCCGCUUCUUCCUCCCCCAAUUUCAAUCUCUUCUUCCAGGGUUCGAAGUUGAGUUUGAAGAGUAGGGUGGAUACUACUGCCGUUAACGGCGGCGAUUUUUUGGUUUUGGUUCCUUUUGUUAAGAAGGAACGUCCACAAACCCCUAAACCUGACUUAUCAGAGCCUCCACUGACUCCAAGCUUCUCCAGAGCUGAGAAUCAUUCCGUUGGGGUGAAACGAAAACGGGACCAAGACACGUGUCCAGUUGAGUUUUUGAAAGGUGUUUUGGAGUCUGAUUGUAGAGAUGAGUUCGAGGGUCAGAACAAAGAGAAGCUUGCUGAGGUUUUGAAGUCCAGGAAUUGCCUGUCGUCUCCAGGGUUUGGAAAGUGUUUGAUGUCUAGGGAGACAAGUAGCUAUUCGUGUUCUUGUCCAGAUUGGGUGAAACUGUCGAUGGAGACGUUCACGUUUUUGAACCUCUUUUCGUCUCUUAUUGAAUCACUUGGAGAAAAGUUGUACUUUAACCGGUUGGAGGAUUCGCUUGCCCGGUUAGCAACGUCUGGAGUUCGUGUCGGUGUAGAAGACGUUAAGAAUCUUUCAAUUUUAUGCCCCAAGGUAGUGAAGGUUGUCACUGAUGAAUUUGAGGCUGCUAACUAUGAGAAUGCUAUAGUUAUAGCUGAUUUUCUUGAAACAGAUGCAGGUGAAAAAUAUGAGAAACAAGGUCUGAAGAAAACUCCACUUUCAAAGGUCUUUAGUUCUAUUAAAAAGCGGGAGACUUGUUUUAAGGCUGCAUUGUGGGAGUCCAUCAAGUCGCUAACGUUGAAAAAUCGAUGUAAGAGGGGAGUAACUGUUUCCUUGGAGGAUAUGCUUAUCUUCGCCAGGGAAAGUGCACGUGUCGACGAUGGACAGACUGGAAAAGAUAGUUUUCGUUCAUCCCGGAAGUCGUGUCGUGGCACAAAUUCAUUGCUACCGUUGGAGAUGGUUGAACAUCUCAGGAAUGGUUUUGGAUCUAAAGGACAGAUAGUUCAUGUUGAAGAUAUCAAUGCUCGGAAAGCUGUCUACGUUGAAAUACCAGAUGAGCUCUCAGAAAUCACGAAGUCUGCCUUGAAGCGGAUUGGAAUCAAUACAUUAUACAGCCAUCAGGCUGAAUCGAUUUCAGCAGCCUUGUCUGGGAAGAAUGUUGUCGUUGCGACCAUGACUUCCAGUGGAAAAUCGCUUUGCUAUAACGUGCCAGUCUUCGAGAAAUUGACCAUUGAUACAGAUGCUUGUGCCUUGUACUUGUUUCCGACCAAGGCCUUAGCUCAGGAUCAGUUUAGAGCGUUGUCAGAUUUAAUAAAAGGAUACGAAGCUAGCAUAAAUAUGGGGGUGUACGAUGGUGAUACCCCUUAUAAGGAUAGAACAUGGCUGAGGAAUAACGGUAGACUGCUGAUCACAAAUCCUGAUAUGUUACAUAUGUCAAUCUUGCCUCUCCAUGGGCAAUUCAGACGGAUUUUGUCAAACCUUAGGUACAUUGUAGUCGAUGAAGCCCAUACUUACAAGGGAGCGUUUGGCUGCCACACAGCUCUUAUAUUGAGAAGACUACGCCGCAUCUGCUCUCAUGUAUAUGGCGUCAGUCCCUCAUUCAUAUUUUGUACUGCAACAUCUGCUAAUCCUCGAGAACAUUGCAUGGAGCUUGCAAACCUAUCUGAGCUCGAGCUGAUAGAGAAAGAUGGAAGUCCUUCCUCCAAAAAGCUAUUUGUCCUGUGGAAUCCCUCAGCCCCCCCAACAACUAAAUCUGAAGAAAGCUCGAACGACAAGAAUAGUAAAGGAGAUGCUGCAGAUAAUUCAUCAAGCCCACUUUCUGAAGUUUCACACCUUUUCGCAGAGAUGGUUCAGCAUGGCUUACGCUGCAUUGCUUUCUGUCGAUCUCGCAAACUUUGCGAACUUGUAUUGUGUUUUACGCGUGAUAUUCUCGCUAAGACUGCUCCUCAUCUUGUUGAAGCUAUAUCUUCAUAUCGUGGAGGUUACAUUGCUGAGGAUCGGAGAAAAAUAGAGGGUGACUUAUUCGGUGGAAAGCUUUGUGGUAUUGCUGCAACAAACGCACUUGAGUUGGGGAUUGAUGUCGGUCACAUAGACGUAACUUUGCAUUUAGGCUUUCCCGGUAGUAUUGCCAGUCUAUGGCAGCAAGCAGGUCGGUCUGGAAGACGAGAAAGGCCAUCCCUUGCAGUAUAUGUAGCCUUUGACGGUCCCCUUGACCAAUACUUCAUGAAAUUCCCCAACAAGCUCUUCCGCAGUCCAAUUGAGUGUUGCCAUCUUGAUUCUCAAAAUGAACAGGUCGUUGCGCAGCAUUUGGCCUGUGCUGCUCAUGAGCACCCAUUGAGUUUGCAGUACGAUGGAGACCACUUUGGUUCUGGCCUAAGCAACACUCUUGAAUUGCUCAAGAACAAAGGAGUCUUAAGUUUUGAUCCGUCCCGUGAUUCUUCUGCUAGAAUAUGGAACUAUAUUGGUCGAGAGAAAAAGCCUUCGCAGAGAAUCUCUAUCCGGGCCAUAGAGACGGAAAGAUACAGAGUAGUGGAAAAAAGAAGUAACGAUGUCCUCGAAGAAAUCGAGGAAAGCAAAGCCUUUUUCCAGGUCUAUGAAGGAGCUAUUUAUAUGAACCAAGGAAGGACUUAUCUGGUCGAGGCUUUGGAUACGAAAGAAAAGAUAGCUUUGUGUAAAUUAGUAAACGUGGAUUACUACACCCGGCCUCGGGAUCACACAUGUAUCCAUGUAACUGGUGGUGAAACUGCUUACGCAUUCAAGGCUCCAAAGAAUCAACUGAAUAAGACAACAGCACAAGCUCAACCCUGUAGUGUGAAAACAGACUGGUUUGGAUUUUACCGUAUCCGGAAAAAGACCAAUGAAGUAUAUGAUGAUGCUGGUCUCUCACUCCCAAGUUACUCUUACCAAUCACAGGCUGUUUGGAUUCAAGUGCCUGGGUCAGUAAAAAAAGCAUUGGGCGAGGAUAACUUCCGUUCUGGUUUACACGCUGCUUGUCACGCUCUUCUCCAUGUUGUUCCACUAUUUGUGCGUUGCAACUACUCAGACUUAGCUCCGGAAUGUCCGCAUCCGAGUGACGGUAGCUAUUUUCCAUCAAGAAUAUUGCUAUAUGAUCGCCAUCCUGGAGGAACCGGCAUAUCCGCCCAGAUUCGUCCAUUCUUCACAGAGCUUCUAAAAGCUUCGAUUGAUCUCUUAAAGGCAUGCUGCUGCUCAGCUGAAAGUGGUUGCCCCAGUUGCGUUCAAAACUUUGCUUGCCACAAUGAGCUCGUACAUAAGGUUGCAGCCAUCAAGGUCAUUGAGGGUGUUUUGGAAGCGGAAAAUUUAUAUUUUCAAGAUGGAACUUGAAGAAGCACAUGAGACGUCUAAUGUGGCCGGACUUGAGUUUCACACUUAGCUGAUUUGUUUACUAUUAGUGUAAUGUGACGAACAUUUAAUAAGAGUUUUAUAUGAUUCUAUUAAUUUUUACAUCAGAAAAGAAUCUAG
This is a messenger RNA of Brassica oleracea var. oleracea, 3626 nucleotides long. RefSeq lists its product as uncharacterized. The record is from RefSeq and is a predicted model, not a curated record. NCBI's taxonomy places the organism in Eukaryota, Viridiplantae, Streptophyta, Magnoliopsida, Brassicales, Brassicaceae. Gene Ontology annotation, molecular function: nucleic acid binding; protein binding; ATP binding. The transcript is spliced from 25 exons. Bases 12 to 3488 code for a protein of 1158 amino acids.